This is a messenger RNA of Kickxella alabastrina, 2127 nucleotides long. Its product is annotated as Alpha/Beta hydrolase protein. Gene Ontology annotation, molecular function: phosphoric diester hydrolase activity; serine-type carboxypeptidase activity. NCBI's taxonomy places the organism in Eukaryota, Fungi, Kickxellomycota, Kickxellomycetes, Kickxellales, Kickxellaceae. Gene Ontology annotation, cellular component: fungal-type vacuole. The transcript is spliced from 7 exons. The coding region runs from base 1 to 2127 and encodes 708 amino acids. Gene Ontology annotation, biological process: proteolysis; lipid metabolic process. The record is from RefSeq and is a predicted model, not a curated record.
AUGAAGUUCUUCUCCGGCCCUGGCUCCACCGCCAGGUUGUUUGCCCACGCCUUUAUUGCGCACCCCGAGCUCCACCACGUGUCGCCUAGCACCGACUUUUCGGCAGCACGCAACGCGACCAGCAGCCUGCUCAGCGACUCAAAAUGGACCCGCAUCGAGAGCAUGUCAGCUCUUCCCAACUACCAGCUGCGCAUCAAGCAGCCCAAGCUCUGCGAAACCAACACCACACAGUACAGUGGAUAUUUGGACACGGAUGAGGACCGUCAUUUUUUCUUCUGGUUCUUUGAGGCACGCAACGCCAAGCGAGAGGAUGCGCCGAUUGUCCUGUGGAUGAAUGGCGGGCCCGGGUGCAGUUCAUUCACGGGAGUGUUUAACUCGAUGGAGGCCGGAAAGGACGUUUACAACUUUUUGCAGCUCUUCUACCAUUCGUUCCCCGAGUACGCCAAGAGCGAGCUCCAUGUAUUUGGCGAGUCCUACGGUGGACAUUACGUCCCGGCUACGGCCAAGGCCAUUCACGAGGCCAACUUGGAUUUCUCCGGCAAAAUGGCCCUGAACCAGCUGUCUGUCAGCGAGAGGGAGAAGCGCGUGCUGCCGCUUACGUCCAUUGGAAUUGGAAAUGGGCUCACCGACCCGUUGAUCCAGUACAAGUAUUACUCGCAAAUGGCGUGCAAUUCGACAUACGAGCCUGUGCUGCGCCAGGACGAGUGCGACAAGAUGGACAGCACUUACGACACAUGCGCUCGGCUCAUCAAUGCCUGCUACAAGUGGAAGAACGCGCUGGCAUGCUAUCCUGCCGAGAUGUACUGCAACCAGAUGCUGAUGACCUACCAGCGCUCCGGAGCCAACCCCUAUGACGUGCGCAUUCCCUGCGAGGGCGGCAACCUUUGCUACCCCAUUAUGGCCGACAUUGACGCCUACCUCAACACACCCGCUGUGCAGCAGGAGCUGGGUUCUGACGUCAGCAAGUUUGAGGCCGGCGACUGGAUGAAGCCCUAUGUGUAUGAGAUUCCACCACUGCUCGAGGCUGGAAUCCGUGUCCUUAUCUAUGCCGGCGACGCUGACUUUAUUUGCAACUGGUAUGGCAACAAGGCGUGGUCCGAGGCCCUCGAGUGGACUGGCAAGGAUGGGUUUGGCCGGGAGGCUGACAGCGACUGGGUUGUGGAUGGUAAGGCUGCUGGUGAGGCACAGAACUCGCUGGAUAUGAUUAACCGCUGGAUGCCUGCAAUGGCCACCUACGCCAGCACGCACAACUCCUACUCCUACGCACCAGCCACUAUUAUCCUAGCCACCAACCAGGAGAAAACAAUCCAACAACAGCUCGACCAAGGUAUCCGAGCAUUCAUGCUCGAUAUUGCCCGCCCCAUCCCGCAAGGAAACUCCAUCUGGGCACAAACCCUGCAAUGGUUCCAAACCACGUUUUCCAUCUCGUCGUCGCCUUCUGCCGUGCACCUAUGCCAUGGUAUGUGUAGUGUCUUGGAUAAAGGACCACUGGAGGAUACACUCAAGGUAUUUGCCAGAUUUAUGGAGGAUAAUCCGAGAGAAGUGGUUACUUUUAUUAUUGAGAACGUCGGAGAGUUUAAAGCUGAGGAGAUUGUGCCUAGUUUUGUCGCUGCGCAGUUGGAGAGGUACGCUUUUGUUCCCUCGUUUGCCCCAAAGCCAGAGAAAGCCGCGUAUGAAUGGCCGACUUUGGCCGAAAUGAUUGAGCGCGACCAGAGACUGGUCGUGUUUAUUGACAACAAGGCGGAUACUGAAAGGGUGCCUUAUAUUUUGCCCGAAUGGGAGUACAUGAUGGAGAUCCCGUAUGCAAAUAUUAGUCCUGUGAGCCAGUUCGGGUGUGAUCAGGAGAGACCCAGAGAUGGGGUACCGCGUGACUUGCUGGUCGUUAACCAUUUCGUGUAUAACCGGCUGACCAUUGGUAAAACCAAUAUUGACUCUCCGCUGAGUGCCUGGCAGAUUAAGGAGCAGGGCUACAAUUCGCUCGAGUCGCUUCUGAAACAUGUAGAUAGCUGCAGGAAUACGUGGGGUGACCGCGUGCCCAACUACAUCGUGCUGGAUUACUACAACAUUGGCAACGAUCGCUGUUCAAGGUUGUCGACCAGAUCAACGGUUUCUAGUAACUCUGCGUAA